Molecule: messenger RNA, 3357 nt
Organism: Dendroctonus ponderosae (mountain pine beetle)
Lineage: Eukaryota; Metazoa; Arthropoda; Insecta; Coleoptera; Curculionidae
Gene: phtf
Product: protein phtf
Exons: 15
Coding region: 383-2731 (782 amino acids)
Cellular component (GO): endoplasmic reticulum
Source: RefSeq, a predicted model, not a curated record
CAGAGUAAGUAACCUCUGUGAUCUGUGUUCAGUAUCAUCCACAAAUAAAUACAAAUAAUCUACCUAAUUGUUUCUAAGUUGUUAUUUAAUUGCAGUGGCUGAAUUGUAGGCCCUAUUCUUCGAUUUUUCCAGUGUUAUGUGAACAGUGAAGUAAAGUGCACUUCAGAGAAAAUAAAUGGGUAUUGAUGCACUAUUUGUUUGUGUGAAACCUGAAUUCCGUUCUGAGAAUUUUAAAAAUAUCCCAUUAUCAAUAUAAAUAACCUUUCAACGCCCAAUUGUGUGAAUUGAUAAAGUUGCCGUCAAGUGAAAACAAGCGUCUUUUUUGCAUACUUUCGAUACUUCCUAAUCACUCCCGGGAAAGGAAGCAUGCUUCAAUCGUAUAAUGGAAACUUUACUAGCUAGGUAUCAACAAAAAAUUGGAACAUAUGACAAACAGCUAUGGGAGACGAGAAUAGAGCAAAGGGAGCACCGAAUUUAUGGGCUGAACCACAUUCAAAUGCGCUCCGCCAAAGACAACACCGACUUGAUUGAUCUGGACUUAGUCAGAGGUUCUUCGUUUACCAAAGCCAAGCCCCAACAUGGGUUCGUUAAGGUGGCAAGGAUGGCGACGUUCAGAUGCUUCCUGAUGCCAUUCUAUGCCAAAUGGUGGAUCCGACAAACCUCCAGCAUAUUCUUUGCCUUUAUUUUGUUCCUUUACAUCGUACAAACGGUGAAUGUGGCGUUUUUCUACAUGUUCACGCAAAGUUCGGCUCCGAAUCCUCUGGAGGUAAGUUUCGGCAGCGGAAGCAGGGCCGGGGGCAUGUCAAUAGGACGCUUUCAGGGCAUUUCCUGGAUGGAAGUGGUUGUGCCGCUGCUGAUGGCUUGGCUUUUGAGCCUCAUCCAUUCGCAAAUAGUCGCCACUAUUCCCGAUAAGCAAAAGAGCCGCUCUGCAGCCAGCAAAAAGCUGCAUUUUGCCGAUGAAAUCAACAGCGGCAGCAACGGGAGAAGGUCUUCGCGCGUCAGCAAAGUUCCUUUGGAUCUUCAGUUCAAGUCCUACUCGCUUAGGCGCAAAUACAGGUCUUGGUUUAGGAAACGUACGAUAGACGAUGAUGGUUUUGAGAGUCUGGUUGGAAACGGAUCGAGAACAAGCGAGGACGAAAACAGUGGCAGCAAACCAAUUCGUGUGGUUUCCAGUUCACCCACGUCGAUCAAACCGGAGGUAUUUGAAGCCAGCGACGUGCCUGAACCAGGCGAACCUGCGGCUGUUCAGGAACCCAUUUGUAUUCACUGUAGUAGAGGCAGUCAAGAAGAUCAAUCUCUUGAAGAAGCCAACUCAAAUUGCACGUCUUGCCUCAAGUGUAAGAACUGGGUGAAACAUUUGGAUACGAGCGUGGUGAAAUCGUUGAGCUGCACCGAUUCGGAAAGCGAAAAUGAGGACAUCUUUAACUUCAAAAAGCCGAGCCUGCCGAAGAGGCGCAGCUCUACAGUGCCCACAAUAGCGAUUACUUCGGCUGUUGAUAGCAAUUGCGAUACAGAGAAUGAGGCCUGCGCUUCGCCUCGAGAUUGGACUGGAGUCACUACAAAUAGUGAAGAUUGCAGUAGUGAUUUGGAUGAUGUGUCCGACGCUGCCCCAGUGGAUCGAUCUAAUUUUUUUGUAGCGGAUGGGGACGCUAAUGUCUUCCUCAAUCCACCUUCGGUUAAAGCUAGUUGCAUGAUUUACGAGAGAGACGAUAUAAAAAAAGCCGACCUAUCGAUGUUGGACAUCAGUUCGAUUAUCAUUGGUAAAGUUGCGGCCAUGCAGUCCACUCCCGACUACUUCUACGCCGGAAUCGUCGUGUCCACGCUGUUGGCUCUUUUGCCUCUGCUCUGCCGUUUAACAGACGACGGAGGAGACGCGAAAAAUCUAUGGGAAGCGUGCAGAAAUUGCUCCUAUCGCCUGAUGCUAUCCGACUCGCCCCUAGAUGCCAUGCAAGUUGUUGUCGAAGAACUGCCCAAGAGGCUCCAAGAGUUUCUGGUCGUUGCGUUUGGAACAUCGCCAUGGGAGCGUUAUAUCGUCUUAAUUGCCAUGAUCCAACGAUUUAUCUUCGCUUGCAUGAUUUUCUUCCUGCUGGUGGUAGCUGAGCGAACCUUCAAGCAGCGACUUCUCUAUGCCAAACUGUUUUCUCGCUUGACUUCGUCUAGACGGGCCCGAAAGUCUGCAAUUCCCCAUUUCCGUCUCAAUAAAGUACGCAACAUCAAAACGUGGUUAUCGGUGCGAUCCUACUUAAAGAAACGCGGCCCUCAGCGAUCAGUGGAUGUGAUAGUUUCGACCGCUUUUGUUGUCAAUUUACUGCUGCUCGCUUUUCUUUGUGCGGAACUACUGAAGGAGACAGUGUCAUUUUCGCAAUACUAUCUGGAGGCUCUGAUCUGGUGCGUUGGCUUGGGGGUGAUGUUGCUCAGAUUCAUCACUUUAGGCACCAAAAUCAACAAGAAAUACCGGAACCUUUCGGUACUGAUCACCGAACAGAUCAACUUACAUCUGCAGAUCGAGCAGAAGCCGCAUAAGAAAGACGAGUUGACCGUUGCCAACAACGUUCUGAAGCUGGCCAUUGAUUUGCUCAAGGAGCUGGAAAACCCUUUCAAGAUAUCCGGCCUGUCCGCCAACCCGAUUUUAUACAACGUGACCAAGCUAGUGAUUUUGUCCGCUCUUUCAGGAGUGCUGUCGGAAAUGUUGGGUUUUAAGCUAAAGUUACACAAAAUCAAGCUGAAGUAAUGCUUUCAGCUUGAAUGCAACAAUUGUUCAAAAAAAUAUGCCAUUUUAGCUUCUAAUACAAGACACGACGUGUGCAGCUCGGUACCCACUCUACUUGAUCUUUUCUUUGGGAAAAACGCGAUUUAUUGCUUGUUUAGACUAGAAAACAGUGUGUGAAACUAGUUUAUUAUAGUCAAAUUUUCUUUGUACGAUGAGUUGUGAUUUAUCGGCAAGCACAGGGCAGAAAUAGAUUCUGUGAUCUUUCUAGUUGCAAAGUCAACGUUCUAUUAGUCCUGCGAGUUUAAGCAUAUGAACAUUGUAAGUGUAUUAUAUCCUAUAGGGAAGCAGGGAGGUUUUAACUUAAAUAUUUGGAUGUAUAUCCGUGUUAACGUUUUUCUUUUUAAUUGGUAAUGUUUCCAGACGAUAUUCAAGUCAAUAUGCUUAAGACUCGUGGACCCUUAAUUAAGCAAAGUGCGUUACUAGCGGCACGAUUUAAAGUGCAAAUUUCUAGUGAUAAUAAAUGUGAUUUAUCGUAUCCAGAUCUGGAUACCAACAUAGUAGUGUUCUAAGUGUUCUGAGCGCAAUCGGCUCGUUAAUGWUUUUGAUUCCUAUUAUACGAAUAAAGUUUAGUCGUCUUAUCAGUUGAA